CAUAUAUUUAUCAACGGGAAACAUUCAAUAAUCGUAUUGGAAAUACAGAUACAGAAAUGUUUAUCAAGAUGGCUGUGCACAUCGUCAUUGUGUUUUGGUCACUGUCUUUUUUACACCCGCGUGUCUCUGCUACGGUAUGUCCAGGAGAAAAUGGACCUACAUGUUGUUAUGGUUAUGUUGGAUAUGUUUGGAACGAAACAAUUCACAACUGCACAAGUUGUAUGCCUGGGUUUUUUGGAAAACAAUGCGCAUCCUCUUGUCGAUAUCCGUAUUAUGGCUUUCAAUGUGGCUUACACUGUAACUGUAGUGAAGAGGAGUGUCAUCAUCAACAUGGCUGCAGAAGAAGUUAUGGGGACUGUGAUCCUGGACUCCAUGGUCCAUAUUGUGAAUCAACAUGUCCAUUUCCAGGAUUUGGAAAGGAGUGUCAAAUGACAUGUGAAUGUAAACAGCCGGAAUGUAACCCAACUACGGGAUGUAUAUUAGAUUCGUCAUCACCUGUAAGUCCGUUAACGAUAACCGACACGUAUCCAUUGAAUAAAGCUGAUGAACAUUUGAAUGAACUAGAUGUAGAGAGUAACUCUUGCAGGGGAAAUGUGAAUGUCCCCGCUAUAAAGGGAAACACAACAACUUUGAAAUAUGCCAUUCUUGGACUUGGAGUGGUCUGUUGUGUAUUUCUGAUCUUCUACAUAGGACUGCACAUUGUUUUCCACAGAUAUAGACCGACAUUUAGGAAUAAACACGAACAAAGUGGUGUCUGAAAUGGAAGGGAAACAUUCAUAAGGAAGUUGCGGAAACUGUUUCAAUGACAUAUAUUCACGAUAUAUGAUGCAUUUGAAAACAUGAAAAUCAUUUAAUUGAACGCUACAUGGACUUUACACAUGCUUUCUAAAUGGAAAAAAAUAAACUAUUUUGCAUAUCAGUAUUCAUCUGUUACGUUCGCCUCUCACUACAUAACUAAUAGCAAGAUAUAUAAUCUGA
This is a messenger RNA of Ostrea edulis (European flat oyster), 978 nucleotides long. Its product is annotated as tyrosine-protein kinase receptor Tie-1-like. Lineage: Eukaryota; Metazoa; Mollusca; Bivalvia; Ostreida; Ostreidae. The record is from RefSeq and is a predicted model, not a curated record. The coding region runs from base 57 to 758 and encodes 233 amino acids. The transcript has 6 exons. Gene Ontology annotation, molecular function: scavenger receptor activity.